AAAAAAGAAAUUGAAGAUCUUCCUUGAGUUGAAAGACUUGUAGUGGGUUGCUAAUAGCCAUAUAUAUAAUAUAAUAUACAGUCAAAUGUCACUACCAUCCUCAAAUUAAUGCUACUUGUAAUAAUAGAUACAUACAAAAAUGAAAAAACAAAGAAAUGAUACUCUCUUUUUUUUUUUCUUCUUCUAAUGGCAUUUUCUUCUUUCCACUAUCCCUCAAUGCUGUUGAUAGGACAAAGUUAGUUCCUAAAACCCUCUUCUCUCACAAGGAAAAUUUUUGAGGGGUACCCCCUAACCACCACCCCCACCCCCAAAUUUUCUGCUGCUGUGUUGCUUCAAAGAUGGACAUUGUUUCUUGAAAUCCGUAUUUAUUCAUGGACAAGUAACCAUUUCUAGUUGAAGCUCAACUUGAUAAGUUUUCUGAGGUUUGAUGUAAAGAUUCCAUUUUUAUGAUAGCAGUAGAUAGUUUCUGUUGUGUGAUUUAGUUAUGGCAAGAAGAGCACCGAGAAUUCUUGAGCUGAGGGAGAAGAAUGAAGUGAAUUGCACUUGGGGUUUGUUCAGUGCUUUCGAAUCCUGCCAUGGCCGUUCGACUCGUAAGCUGAUCUCUAACGGAAGGCCCGCGAACAAGCACAUUAUCGAUUGUCCGAGAAAGCUUCACCAAAUUGCCAGCUUUGAUCAAGAAUGCCGAAGAAUUCAAAAUGAAACUGAACAAAAUAUAGUGAAGGGACAACAAAAACAAGAAGAAGAAGAACAUGCGAAAAUGGACUCGGAACUUCUUGACCGUCUCUUGAAAGCUCAAAAGAGAGCAAGGAGGAAGAAAAGGGCUAUCUUGAACGGCGACUCGCCUUCGACUUCAACCGAAAUUUCUUUAAACAAACUCACACUCGCAGCAAUUUUGGAACAGAAUCUACAACGGAAGAACAAUUAUCAGUAUAAAUAUUCCCACCCGAAAGCAAGUCCGAUAAACCCGCCUUCCGAUAAAAUAAUAAUAUUAAAGCCGGCCUCGCAAAACUCGAAGCGUUCCGUGAAUGUAUCUUGCCAUUGCUCUUCGCUGCAAUCCUCCCACAAAAAUUUAGAUCGAACAACAUCGGAUGGGAAAUCUACUUCCUUUUCUUUCAGACAAGUGAAGCAAAAACUGAAACAUACUUUUGGAGUUAAUAAUAAACUAUCGCAUGACAAAGACGCAAGCCAGUGUAAGAAGCAAGACCCGAAAAAAUCGAAUAGGGGUUCGGAUAUUAGUGGUGUGACUGAAACGGUGAGGAAGAAAUUAGACUACUCGAGCGUUGGAUAUUCGAAUAAGGAGGAACUUGAAUUUGAAUUUGAUGUGAUUUUGGAGGCGAAGAGACACCUUUCUGCACGAUUGAAAAAUGUGAACGGAUUUGAGAGUGCGACGAGAAAGAAGUCAACCAAAACUCUCGGCCGGAUUCUCUCCUCACCCGAGCAUAGUCUAAUUAGUAGUCCCUUAAGACCAAACACAGAGGUUUCAUCAUGUGAUUAUUACAACACAUAUGAAAAUACGUUGCAAGUAAUAAAUACAGAGACGAUUUCUCUGAUCCGAAGCACUGAUGUUGAAUCGCACAAGAUUGAUACUUCUGUGAUAGAUGGCGAACGAAAAAUUGUGUUGCAGCCCGAGUUAGAUAUUUCAGAAGUGGCGAGUGAACUAAACGGCACCGAUGUUGUAACCAUAGAUACAGUUGAAUUGCAAAAGGACGAUGAAACGAUAAUGCAAUCCAUAUCGGAUUCACACUCGGAAAACGAGGCAUCUACAUCUACAGCCGACAGUACUAAGCUUCUAGAAGAACAUCGAAGCCCAGUUUCUGUCCUCGAGCCGUUUUUCACGGAAGAUUCCAACAGCCCACCAAACAUCACACUUCAAACUGCUCGAAAAAAAUUGCAGCCACUUCGUCUCGACUUUGAAGAAUGUUCAUUCGAAUCAUCCUUUGAAAAAUCGUACAUAGAAGAAGACCAAGAAUAUAUAUCGGAAUACGUGCACUCGGUUUUGGAAGCUUCUUGUUUAAACUGGGAGCAUCUAUCGGAAAUCGAAUCUCCGCCCGAAGAGCUUCUAGAACCUUCCCUAUUCGAAGAAGUGGAGUUUCUUCACAGUGACUGUUACUUCGACCCCAAGAUUCUCUUUGAUCACAUGAAUGAAGUUCUAUUACAUAUUUAUCGAUGCCAUUUUUGCCCUUCACCAUGGCUAGCUUUUGUAAAACCGAGAACGAGAAGUGAGCCACUUGCAGAAACUGUGCUUGAUGAGGUUAUGGCAGAGGCCGAGUUUUACUUGCUUCCUCGGACAGAGAAAAGAACCUUGGACCAGCUUGUCUCGAAGGAUGUGGCGGAUUGUAGAUCUUGGCUCGAUGUUCGGUUCGAUAAGGAACAAAUUGUGAGUGAGAUUUCGGAAGAUUUGCUCGAGGAAUCCAUACUGGAUAUUCUUGUUGAGUUUCAUGUAUGAUGGUUAAUGAAGCACUUGUUCAUAAUAUUAAUUAAUAAACGUUUCAACUUUUUUCCUUCUU
Molecule: messenger RNA, 2507 nt
Organism: Erythranthe guttata (spotted monkey flower)
Lineage: Eukaryota; Viridiplantae; Streptophyta; Magnoliopsida; Lamiales; Phrymaceae
Source: RefSeq, a predicted model, not a curated record